Molecule: messenger RNA, 2087 nt
Organism: Salvelinus sp. IW2-2015
Lineage: Eukaryota; Metazoa; Chordata; Actinopteri; Salmoniformes; Salmonidae
Gene: badb
Product: BCL2 associated agonist of cell death b
Biological process (GO): apoptotic process
Source: RefSeq, a predicted model, not a curated record
CGCCCCGCGCAGGGCCCGGUCAUUGGUGGAGCGCAGGACAGAGAGCGGUGCGGUAGAUAGACUGCCGCUACGCUAUUGGGGGAGGGAAGACAAACUGGAUCUGAACAAAAAAAAAAGACCAGAUAACAACAAUAUCAAGUUGGAAAUAGAAAGCGCGAGACGCGGCUGCUCGAACAUAUUUACUCGUUAAAAUAUUUCGGAUGUCAGCAUGGCUCAGAUGUUUACUAUAUCAGACAGUGAGUCAGAGCCCUCAGAGGAGGUAGGAAAAACCGAAAAGGACCAAUCGUCUGCCGGAAAGGGGAUGACUGGCGGUCCAAUAGGCCACGCCCUCACUGUGCCUGAGAUGAGACUGGCAGGAGAGGGUCGGUUGAGGAUGAACUCAGAGUCCCAGGCCCAUGAGAUCCAGGGUAGGGGGCCAGGGGUGGAAGGCGUGCCCACAGACGGAGCAUCUUUCCGGGGUCGCUCCCAGUCGGCCCCCCCUGCCCUCUGGGCGGCCAAGAGAUACGGGCGGCAGCUCCGACGCAUGAGUGACGAGUUUGAUACGUGGCUGGAUAAAGGGGAGAUGAGGCGGGUGAAGAGUGCGGGAGCAGCCAAACAGAUGACCAAGUCCCCCAGCUGGUGGGCCUACCUGUUCAGUCAUAAGGAGACAGAGACAGAACAUACCCCUACCAUCCCACCACGAUCAUCUGAGUAGAGAGGAGGAUGGAGGGAGGGAGGGAGAGAGAGGAGGUGGAGGGAGAAGGAGAGAGAUCGGGGUGGAGGGAGAGGAAGGCGAAAGGGGAGAGAGGAUUGGAAGGAGACAGAACCCAUCCGUAAUCGUACCGCUAUUGAACCACGGUCAUCAGAGUACAGAGAAGGGGAUGUUUCCCAUGCCAAUAAAGCCCCUUGAAUUGAGAGAGAAAAAGAGGGGGACAGAAGAUGGAUUGAGAAAGGGAGAGAUGGGCCUACCUGUUCUCAGCUGCUACUGAAACAUGAUCAGAAAAGUAUAGAGAGGGAUGGAGGGAGAGGAAGGAGAGAGAGGGAUGGAGGGAGAGGUAGGAGACAGUAACAAAGUAGAAGGUGGAGAGGUAGAAGGAGAGAAUAAAAGGGGAUGAGACCUUACCCAAACAAGAACAACUAGUUUGCCAGCAAGAAAUUGAUUUUCCAACUUCACUCUAGUGAAAGCAUCCACCCAAGGCCCAAACGGGCCUUUAGUUAAUAAUUUUUGACUGUUUCUCCCAUUAACACUAUGCAACACAGAGAGAGUCCAGACAACAUGCACUGAGACAGAACAAAACGGCGGUCGGGUUCUCUCAUAAACUCUUCUCCGCCUCAAUUAAUCUCUCCUUGUUUCCUCGUAUCCUAUUUCCUCCUCAACCGUACUGGUCCCUCCCUUCCCCCUGACCUUCUUUUCCAAUGCAUUUUUAGAAGGACAUGGAGGAGCGGUGGUGUAAGGAAUCAAGGAAAUAUGGAUUGAGAAUGAGUGUUACUGUGUUUGUAUCCCAAAUGGCACCCUAUUCCCCACAGGCCCCGGUCAAAAGUAGUUGCACUAUAUAGGGAAUAGGGUGCCAUAGGCCCUGGUCAAAAGUAGUUGCACUAUAUAGGAAAUAGGGUGCCAUUUGGGACGCAGUCCGUGUGGUAGUUAGCAACCACAACCGCCGCCAUCUUAGAGUGAUGGCUGCACUCCGACAACUAAUCCCAUUUCAAAAUAAAUGUCUCAAAUAUGAGGAACCAUCUUGUUUAAAUGACAAUCUUUGAUAACAGUGCUAAUGAUAUGUUUUGUAUUAAGAACUGCAGGGGAACAUUUUUAUCAGACAAUAGAAUUGAAUUAACUAAGAUGUAGACUUUCAGAGCAAAACCAAUGAGAAUUAAAGACUUGGGUCUUUUAAAAACUGUAAAUACUGUUAAUAUUUCAAUGAAUGAAACUAAAAAUGGACAAUAACAUGUAAACUGCUGAACAACAAAAUGUGAUUUUUUAUUAAUGAUACUAUGUGUAUGUCACAAAUAGCACCCUAUUCCCUACACAGUGCACUACUUCUGACCAGGGCCUAUAUAGGGAAUAGGGUGCCAUUUGAGGCGAAUCCCCUCUCUGUAAGCCUGUAUUUUUA